Octodon degus (degu) is the source of this 945-nucleotide messenger RNA. Its product is annotated as olfactory receptor 51I1-like. The record is from RefSeq and is a predicted model, not a curated record. Gene Ontology annotation, biological process: G protein-coupled receptor signaling pathway. Gene Ontology annotation, cellular component: membrane. NCBI's taxonomy places the organism in Eukaryota, Metazoa, Chordata, Mammalia, Rodentia, Octodontidae. Gene Ontology annotation, molecular function: G protein-coupled receptor activity; olfactory receptor activity. Bases 1 to 945 code for a protein of 314 amino acids. The transcript has a single exon.
AUGUCGGAAUUCAACACCACAGCCUCUCAGCCUUCUCUGUUCGCCCUCACAGGCCUCCGAGGGUUAGCAGGCUCCCGCUUGUGGCUGGGACCACUCCUGAGCCUGAUGUACGUCAUUACGAUGGUAGGAAACUGCACAGUGAUAUUCUUGGUGAGGAAAGAACGGAGCCUUCAGGAGCCUCAGUACCUUUUCUUGUCCAUAUUGGCUGGGGCUGAUAUUGUGUUGACUGUCUCCACACUUCUCUCAGUGCUCAAGGUCUUUAUCUUUGGUCUCUACGAAAUCGCAUUUGACAGUUGCCUUACCCAACUCUUCUUCAUCCAUACCUCCUCUUCCAUGGGCUCAGGGAUCCUGUUGGCCAUGGCCUUUGACCGCUUCGUGGCCAUCAGCAAGCCCCUGCAGUACACCACCAUCCUUACCAGCUCGCGAGUCACCAAAAUGGGCCUGGCGGCCUUGCUGAGGGCCACAGCUCUCAUGACCCCACUGCCCAUCCUGCUAAAGCGGCUGCCUUUCUGCAAGGGCCGGACACUCUCCUAUUCCUAUUGUCUCCACCCUGAUGUCAUGAAGCUAGCUUGUGGGCAAGUCAGAAUCAAUAUUUUGUAUGGGUUGGUUUUGGUUAUCCUUUCUUUUGGGAUUGACUUUCUACUCAUAGCCAUUUCUUAUGCUCUGAUAUUUCGAGCAGUGCUGGGUAUUGCUUCUAGAGAAGGACAGCUGAAGGCACUCAACACCUGUCUGUCGCACAUCUUUAUUGUGUUUAUUUAUUAUGGCCCUCUCCUGGCAAUUACUGCAAUGCAUCGAAUCAGCUUAAGAAGUUCUCCAAUAGCACACGCCGUCCUCGGGAAUAUCUACCUUUUCGUGCCUCCGAUGCUCAACCCAGUUGUGUACAGUCUGAAGACCAAGCAGAUCCAUGAGGCUCUGAGAAAAUCUUUUAAGAUCCAGAGAAGCUGA